AUGGAGGAGCAGACUGUAGUCCUCAUCGUGGGCGCAGGCCCAGCAGGCCUUGCAACGGCAGCAUGCCUCACCCAUCUUAGUAUCCCUUAUGUCAUCGUCGAGCGUGAGGAUUGCAGCGCAUCCCUGUGGCGCAACCGUGCCUAUGACCGCCUCAAGCUACACCUUGCAAAGGAGUUUUGCGAGUUGCCCCACAUGUCGUACCCGGCAGAUGCUCCAACCUACAUUCCAAAGGAUCAGUUCGUGAAGUACCUAGACAAUUACAUCGAGCGUUUCGACAUCCGGCCAAAGUACCAUACAGCCAUCGAGUCAUGCUCAUAUGAUGAAGUUAGAAAGUGUUGGUUUAGCAUGGCACGUGACGUGACAACAUCGGUGGCUGUCAGGUACAUAGCUAGGUUCCUUGUCGUGGCAAGUGGUGAGAACAGUGUGGGGAACAUUCCGGUGAUCCCUGGGCUGCAAAGCUUUGCUGGAGAGGCUAUCCACUCGUCAAGAUACAAAUCAGGUUCCUCCUACUCAGGAAAGAAUGUACUGGUGGUAGGGUGUGGCAACUCUGGAAUGGAGAUCGCCUAUGACCUCGCAUCUCAUGGUGCCAACACAUCCAUUGUUGUUCGCAGCCCGUUACAUGUAGUGACAAAAGAAAUAAUGCGGCUGGGCAUGACUUUGGUCCAACAUACACCAGUGAACAUUGUGGACGACCUUCUUGUGAGGAUGUCGGAUUUUGUGUUUGGAGACCUGUCAAGGCAUGGCGUUGUGAGACCCAAAUUGGGUCCUCUCCUCCUCAAGGCAAAAACUGGUCGAUCAGCUGUGAUUGAUGUUGGGACAGUUGGUUUAAUUAAGAAUGGCACCAUCAAAGUGCUUGGAAAUAUUUCCAAAAUCAAGGGCAACAUAGUUGAAUUUGAAGGCAGGAAAGAAAGCGCUUUCGAUGCCAUUGUUUUUGCAACUGGAUAUAAAAGCACGGCAAAUACGUGGCUCAAGAAUGGUGAGAGCAUGUUAAAUGAUGAUGGAUUGCCAAAGCAAGAAUUCCCAUAUCAUUGGAAGGGUGCAAAUGGGCUCUAUUGUGCGGGUUUGGCAAAGAGAGGCCUAGCUGGCAUUGCCAUGGAUGCCAAGAAUAUUGCCAAUGACAUCUCGUCUAACUACCAUCCUCUAGAAGCAGCGGACGCGUCGGAGUCGGUUGGAGAGUCCGAGCCGCGAAGGGACCCGGUAUCGCCUAGGGUUGCAUGGCAUGGGCUCACCGCAACAAACAGCAGCAUCGAGCCGGCGGCGAAGGUGGAGGGCAAGGCCAAGCCUGCGGCGGCGAGCAGCGUCGAGACGGCGGCGAAGGCGGAGGACAAGCCCAAGCGCAAGCCGGCGGCGAAGGUGGAGGACAAGCCGGAGCCAGCGGUGAUCGCCGCCGGGACCGAGAGGGUGGAUGAAGGUUUCAUCCAGUACCUGCGGACGCGUCCCGUGCGUCGGCUCAGUCCUCUCCCCGAAAUCCUCCGCAAGAACCGCCCCUGGCUUGUAGAGAGUUACCGAGCCGCUGUUGCCAUGAGCAACGAGAUGGAAGACCUGUACGAGGACAUCUUGAGGCAGCACGACGAGAAGGGGUACGCCUUGGUGAGGGUCGAGCGCUUCGACAAUGGCAAGAAGAGGUUGUAUCGUCUCCCCGUGGAAGAAACUGCAUGGGGUUUCGCUGGGGUAUAUGGCUAA
Molecule: messenger RNA, 1683 nt
Organism: Setaria italica (foxtail millet)
Lineage: Eukaryota; Viridiplantae; Streptophyta; Magnoliopsida; Poales; Poaceae
Product: probable indole-3-pyruvate monooxygenase YUCCA10
Exons: 5
Coding region: 1-1683 (560 amino acids)
Molecular function (GO): monooxygenase activity; flavin adenine dinucleotide binding
Source: RefSeq, a predicted model, not a curated record